GGAACAGCAGCAACUAUGAGGGCAUUCGUGAUCCUGGCGCUCGCCGCGACGGCGAUGGCGCGGCCGGAAGCCGGAUACUCUUAUAGCCAGCCGAGCGGCAGUUACGGUGCUCCUGGCGGCCUCGGAGGUGGCGGCGGCCUCGGAGGUCUCGGAGGUGGAUUCGGGGGUGGCGGAGGUGGUGGAGGCGGCGGAGGAUUUGGCUUAGGCGGAGGAUUCGGUGGCGGUGGCGGUGGCGGUGGCGGUGGUGGCUUCGGCGGCGGCUUCGGUGGCGGUUUCGGUGGCGGAUCGCUGAUCCAGAAACACAUCUACGUCCACGUACCGCCCCCGGAAGCUCCCGAGGAUCGACCGCUCAGGCCGAUCGCGCCACCGGCACCUCCACAGAAGCACUACAAAAUUAUCUUCAUUAAGGCGCCCACUCCGCCAACCCCGACCGCACCGGUGAUACCGGCUCUGCCACAACAGGACGAGCAGAAAACGCUCAUCUACGUAUUGGUCAAGAAACCCGAGGAAGCGCCCGAGAUCAGCCUGCCCACCAUUGCACCCACUCAGCCCAGCAAACCGGAAGUCUACUUCAUCAAGUACAAGACGCAGAAGGAAGUUACUGGCGGUGGCGGUGGUGGCGGUGGUGUUGGAUUCGGCGGUGGCGGCGUUACCUCGAUCGGCGACACCGCCACUAGCGGUGGCCUCGGCGCUGCCUUCGGCGGUGGCGGCGGCGGCGGUGGCGGCGGCGGCGGUGGCGGCGGUGGUUUCGGCGGUGGUUUCGGCGGUGGAAUCGGAGGCGGCACCGGCAUCGGUGGCACCGGACCAAGCGGACCCAGCACGAGUUACGGGCCACCCGGCGGUGGAUCCGGGCCAUACUAGUCAAUUCACCCCCGCUACCCCCGCGGCCCCUCCAUCCCACUCCUCCAUUCACCGACAUACACGCACACACAGCUCACAUACCUCUAACAUAAUCAGCGACGACGAUACUCGCCGUGUUGAUGUAUCGCCGUUACGUACGCGCGAUCGCCAAGACAAGAAGAAGAAGAAGAAGACGAUGAUGGUGAUAACGUUGACGAAGACGGCGAUGACGACGAUGAUGCCGCACACGAUAACGACGGCGACGUUGAUGAUGAUGAUGAUGAUGAUGAUGAUGAUGAUGAAAUACGACGAUGAGAACGACGACAAUGAUAAUGAUAAGAUCGAUUAUCACGACGACUACCACAAUGAUGAUGAUGACGACGACGACGUUGAUGAUGAUGACGAUGAUAAUGAUUAUGACGACUGGAACGAAGGAGAGAUGUUUUUUUAUACUUAUUUUUUGCAAGAAAACGGUGGCGAAAUAAAGCUUUUUUUAUGUA
Molecule: messenger RNA, 1340 nt
Organism: Pseudomyrmex gracilis
Lineage: Eukaryota; Metazoa; Arthropoda; Insecta; Hymenoptera; Formicidae
Gene: Grp
Product: glycine-rich cell wall structural protein 1-like
Exons: 3
Coding region: 16-861 (281 amino acids)
Source: RefSeq, a predicted model, not a curated record